This is a messenger RNA of Trichobilharzia szidati, 2323 nucleotides long. The record is from the annotation of a GenBank genome assembly. Lineage: Eukaryota; Metazoa; Platyhelminthes; Trematoda; Strigeidida; Schistosomatidae.
AUGUCUCUUAUUAAGGCUGUUCUGAUUAUCUUUGUGUUAUAUGCCGUUGAUUAUUUUGUGGUCUGUGAUGCAAAAGAAAAUAAUCAAACCUCGUCAACACAAAAUAAUCAAACCUUGUCAACACCUUCAAAAUCAACACCACUGAACAGUACUAAAACAGACAAAAACAAACCAUACAUCUAUACAGAAUGGAGUGAAUGGGAGACACUCAGUGAAUAUGAAUUAGAAGAAGAACGCAAAAAGAAGGAACAAGCAGAAAAAGAUUCGGAAUGGGAAGUUGUAACAGAAAUUGUGACAGAAAUAAUACACCCGAAACGCAAUGAAACCAUUGAGGAAACAACAAUGGAGAAAAAUAUAACCGUUCCAAGAAGAGGCAGUUACAAUGAGACCAUUGAAGAGACGAUUAAGAGACAAGGAGGCACUGUUCCAAGGAAUCGGACGGAAAUAGAGACCAUUGAAGAGACGAUCAGGAGACAAGGGGGAACCAUUCCGAAGAAUCGGACGGAAACAGAGACCAUUGAAGAGACAAUCAGAAGACAGGGAGGCACUAUUCCGAAGAAGCGAACAGAAACCGAGACCAUUGAAGAAACCAUCAGAAGAGGGGGAGGCACUGUUCCGAAGAAGCGAACAGAAAUAGAGACAAUUGAAGAGACGAUCAGAAGGCAAGGAGGAACUAUUCCGAAAAAACGAACAGAAACAGAGACCAUUGAAGAAACCAUCAGAAGAGGGGGAGGCACUGUUCCGAAGAAACGAACAGAAAUAGAGACCAUUGAGGAAACACUCAGAAGAAAAGGGGGAAUUGUUCCGAGGAAGCGUACGGAAAUAGUGGAAACUGAUAUUCGAGUGCGUAAGGGCAUACCUAAGAAACGAACAAUUUUCAUUGAAACCAUUAUUCAGAAAAUGAACAAGUUCUGGCGUCGUCCAGUAAGAAUAUAUCGAAGAGCAGGUGGUGAUAUUGCAAUAUAUGUACGAAAAUCCGGUAAUCGACGUAUUCGCAUACAUAGAGGAGUUGCACUUUGGGGUAGACGAAGAUGUGUGAUUCGGGGAGGAAAUGAAACUAAAAAAGAUACGCCAAAGAAAAAGUUUGUCUACACAGAUUGGAGUGACUGGGAAACAGCCUAUGAAUAUGAAUCAGAACAGAAAGCAAGUAAAAAAGGCGUUAAAGCCGGUAAAGGUGGAAAGGCUGUAACUGAAGAUUCAGAAUGGCAGAUUGUAACAGAAAUUGUGACGGAGAUUAUUAAACCAAAACGUAAAGAGAAGACCGUUGAAGAAAUUACGAAGGAAGAAAUUGAAACAGUUCCAAAAAAGAAAACGGAAAUAGAAACCAUAGAAGAAACAACCACAACAAAAAAAGAUGGAAAGGUUCCAAAGAAAGUGACGGAAACAGAAACUAUUGAAGAAAUAACCAAAAAGGAAGGUGGAGCUGUACCUAAGAAACGAACAGAAAUUGAAACAAUUGAGGAGACUACAAGAAAAGAGGGUGGAACUGUUCCGAAGAAGAGAACAGAAAUUGAAACGAUUGAAGAAACUACCAAGAAGGAAGGAUUACCUAUUCCAAAGAAAAGGACAGAAAUAGAAACAAUUGAGGAGACUACAAGAAAAGAGGGUGGAACUGUUCCGAAGAAGAGAACAGAAAUUGAAACAAUUGAAGAGAUAACCAGGAGAAAGGCUGGAAAGGAUCCGAAGAAGCGAACAGAAAUAGAAACUAUUGAAGAAACAACGAGAAAGGAGGGUGGUACUGUCCCAAAGAAGAGAACAGAGACUGAAACUAUUGAAGAAAUAACCAGACGAAAAGGAAGGAAGCCGAGAACGAGGACUGAAAUAGAGACUAUAGAAGAGAGGAGACGGCGAUUAGGUAAAAGGGUUGUGAAGAGAAGAUCAAUACUUGAUACGAUUUCCGAUACUGUCACGGGUAUUAUUCGUCCAGUAAUCAGAGGUAUUGAUAUAGGAAUAUUCGGCAGACGUGCUGACAAACGACGUAUUCGUGUGCACACUGGAAGUAGAAUAGGCGUCAAAACACGAUGUCAAAUUCGUGGUGGCAUUGGUAUAGGCGUCAGACGAUGCUGUAGAGCCUGUAUAAGAGGUGGAGUUGCAGUUCGUGGAGUUGGUGUACGUGUUGGUGGAUGCUGUAGAAGAUGCCGGUGCUGUCAAGUGCGUUCGUGUUGUCGUGCAAGGACAUGCUGUCGUCGGUGUUAAGCAGUUUCAAAUUCAAAAUACGUUUUUUUUAAUUCACUUAUUCAAUUCUCUAUUCAAACAUUGAGUACUUUUGACUAACUUAGUUUGUGGAAGAUUUAAAAUCAAAAAAAUUAAUAUUUAAUGCUUG